Messenger RNA from Syngnathoides biaculeatus (alligator pipefish), 909 nucleotides. RefSeq names its product endothelial cell-specific molecule 1 (gene esm1). The record is from RefSeq and is a predicted model, not a curated record. Gene Ontology annotation, cellular component: extracellular region. Lineage: Eukaryota; Metazoa; Chordata; Actinopteri; Syngnathiformes; Syngnathidae.
AUGCUCGCCUCCUCACUCACUCGAGUCCCGCGAAGAGGCGCUCGUCCACAUCCGCAGCCUCUCAUCAUCACCGCCACUACUACCAUCUCGUCCUCAUCCUCAUCUUCACCAACGCCCGCCAUGUCUCUUCUGUUGGUCACCAUGCUGUCCUCGCUGCUCGCCCACGACGUCCAGGCGUGGGGCUCCAGCGUCAAGUACGCCGUCAACUGUCCGGACAGGUGCGACACGGGGCGCUGCGGCCCCACGUUCGGCUGCGCGCGCACCGUGCUGGACGACUGCGGUUGCUGCCGGGUGUGCGCCGCCGGGAGAGGGGAGCACUGUUACCGCACCGUGUCCGGCAUGCACGGCGUCAAGUGCGGACCGGGCCUCUUCUGCGAGUUCUACAAGGAUGAGGACGACUACGGGGAUGAAUACGGGGUGUGCAAAGACUGCCACUUUGGCACCUACGGCAUGGAGUGCCGUAAGAGUUGCGACUGCAAAGGUGGCCUUUGUGACCGGGAGACAGGCGCAUGCUUGACCCUGCGAUUCUUCUCCAAGCUGGCCAGCAAGCUCACGGCGGCACCUCAAAUUGGAGAAGAGGGCUCGGGAGAGGUUCAGGAGUCAGAUCAACCGGCAGCAAAUAUAUCCAGCAGUGCAAAGCGACCUCGCUGAACAGUGUAUUCAAUCUUUCAUACAUUCAUUUCAUCUCUCACUGGGGGGGUCAGUGGGAAUGUAGCAUUAAUUUAUAAGUGAACAGAAAGAUCUCAUUUUAUCUUCUUGAUUGCAUGUUGACUUUAUUUAUAUGGUUGAUAAUAUCCCCUUUUUACUCAUUAUUCUCAGAAUGUUUCGUGUGCCUUCAAGUGAGAGAAUAGGAUGUAUCAUUUUUCAUGUUGUGAUUGCACUAUGUCAUCUAUCUCUACUGUAUUUGUA